Molecule: messenger RNA, 1336 nt
Organism: Hyla sarda
Lineage: Eukaryota; Metazoa; Chordata; Amphibia; Anura; Hylidae
Gene: NIT2
Product: nitrilase family member 2
Exons: 10
Coding region: 76-918 (280 amino acids)
Biological process (GO): L-glutamine metabolic process; oxaloacetate metabolic process
Cellular component (GO): mitochondrion
Molecular function (GO): omega-amidase activity
Source: RefSeq, a predicted model, not a curated record
CGGAAGUGCACGUUAACUUCCGGUUUCGGUGGCUGAGCGACAGACUGUGUCCCUGGCGCUGCUGCGAGUCGCAGUAUGCAGACAGCCAGAGCCAUGGAGAAAUUUAAGCUGGCCCUGGUGCAGCUCCUGGUCUCCUCUGUGAAGUCCGAUAACCUGAAAAGAGCUUCCGAGCUAAUAAAGAAGGCGGCACAGCAAGGAGCGCAGAUCGUGGCCCUGCCGGAGUGCUUCAAUUCUCCUUACGGUACCAAAUUUUUUCCGGAGUAUGCUGAGAAGAUUCCUGGGCAGUCCACACAGAUACUGUCAGAAGUAGCCAAGGAAUGUGGGAUCUACCUUAUUGGAGGCUCCAUUCCAGAAGAGGAUUCUGGGAAAUUAUACAACACUUGUACAGUUUUUGGACCAGAUGGCACAUUGCUGAUCAAACACAGAAAGAUCCACUUGUUUGAUAUUGAUGUACCAGGGAAAAUUCGUUUUCAAGAGUCUGAAACGCUGAGUCCUGGAGAUAGCUUCUCUGUGUUUGAUACACCCUUUUGCAAAAUUGGAGUAGGCAUCUGCUAUGACAUCAGAUUUGCAGAACUUGCCCAGAUAUAUACCAAGAAAGGCUGUCAGUUGUUGGUGUACCCAGGGGCAUUUAACAUGACAACUGGUCCAGCACAUUGGGAAUUACUACAAAGAGCUCGGGCUUUAGAUAAUCAGGUCUAUGUAGCCACGGCCUCACCUGCUCGAGAUGAUAAAGCCUCGUAUGUAGCCUGGGGACACAGCACUGUGGUCAGCCCAUGGGGAGAAAUCAUUGCAAAGGCUGGAGCAGACGAGACCAUCAUUUCUGCAGAGAUCGAUUUGAAGUACCUGGCAGAGAUCCGACAGCAGAUACCUAUUCACACACAGCGCCGCCAUGAUCUCUACAGUGUAGAGGAGAAGUGAACUGUGUGUCCGUCUUAACACAUUUCCCUGAUGGAAGUUCACGCCGUGAUACAGAGAGUUAUAGAGAACAUAAAAUCAAAUUUUUUCUGAUUAAAAAGCAGAUUUGUCUGUUACUUGUGGAAAUUAGGGGCACAUUCACAUAGUGAUAUUUUUCCUGAUGCGGGUUUUAUCAUUUUUUUUUUUUCAAAAAGGCUCAUGUACAGGAGAAUGUACUGGUAUCCGUGUAAUGGACAUCCUGACUAUGCUGCCCAUGUUAUCCUAUGGAGUUAUGCACACUGCUGUAUUUUAUAUAGUGGUACCGUAUUUUUUGCCCUAUAGGACGCACCGGCGUAUAAGACGCACCCUAUUUUUAGGUGCAAAAUCUAAAAAAUUAAAGAUUUUGAACCCAAUAGUGGUCUUCAAUCUGCGGACCUCCAGA